This is a messenger RNA of Wyeomyia smithii (pitcher-plant mosquito), 805 nucleotides long. RefSeq lists its product as uncharacterized. The record is from RefSeq and is a predicted model, not a curated record. NCBI's taxonomy places the organism in Eukaryota, Metazoa, Arthropoda, Insecta, Diptera, Culicidae. The coding region runs from base 180 to 695 and encodes 171 amino acids. The transcript is spliced from 2 exons.
CCUUGAUGCAUGGUACAUAAUUUGAGAGUCUAACCGACUAAAAGUAAACAAAUAUUUACAAAGAGAGUAAAAAACCAAACAUUACCAUUACUUUUUAUUUGUACUUUAGAAUUGAAUCAGUAUUCUGUGUAUUAAUCAAUUUGAUCUGCAGUAUUUAGAAAAGCAUAACUCUUUAUAGAAUGGACGAAGAUGUUGAGUUUCGUGAUAUGGUUUUAAAAAAGCUCGAAGAGAAUGGAUCAUUGCUGGACAUAAAGGCUAAGCUUCGUGCAUACCUCUACAGUAUUAUUGAAAACGACGGCAAACAAUCUACUGAAACCCUACACGAUAGCGAUAUAGUCUACAACGGUGACAAAACAGAUUUUGACGAUGAGGAAGAUAAACCAGAGGAGCAGCCAGAGCCGACCAAUCGAAACCUCUCGCUGAGCCUGGUGUUCGAUUUGCUAGACUGCAUGAAAUUGUCUUACACAAAGCAAGUAUUACUAGCGGAAGCUGGAGCUAAAAACCUCUUUCCACGAGAGCGUUUGUUGAAGGUGAUGACGGUAGAUUGUGACACCACCACCUCGAACGAGUCGGUAGAAAGCGAGCCUGUUCUCUAUCAACUGAUUGAGCGCAGUAAACCUUCGUUUUCAUCUAGCGAAAGCGAUGGUGCUCAAACGAGUAGAGAUUGUUCUACGGGAGAAAAGACGGCAACCUAAUUCACCAUGACCAAUCGUGAAGACAAUAACAUUCCCAGAAUUUAGAUUUAAUACUUACUUUAGUGUCUUAAAUGUGUCGUAUUUUAUUCUAAGUGCUUUUACAUGUUUUA